AUGAAAGCAAUUAAAGGUGGUUUAGACAAUAUCAGUAGCGACUUUCGUAGAAACUUAAACGCUGUUAAUCCACAUUUGGGCAAUCCACACCUGAGCAAGUUGCUCACCGCCGAAAAAACCAUUUGGAAUAGUCUGAGCACUUGGUCUUAUGAACAUAAUGAGACAUCAAAGUACUUGGCAGCAUGGGGGAAAAGUGAAGGAAUCGACUUGAAUGAUGUCACGGAGAAACUUUCUUACUUGUUUGCGAAAAUGGCUGAGGCUGAAGGAGCACUUGCCGACAAGUACACUCAAUAUCGUACACACCUAAAAGAUAUUCGUGCGCAAGAAUCCACGAUAAAAGACCAACGUUUCAAAAAAGAAUCUUAUUGGUCGAAAAUCGAGAAGGAAGAGCGUCGUGCUAGUACUUCAAAACAUCCGGAAGCGAGUCAAGCGAUAAUUGCAAAAUAUCAUGAGGAAAUUGAGAAAUUGGAGAAAGAGUCGAUUGUCGAAGAAACUGCGUUAGGAGAUUUUAAACGCGAAAAAUUACGCGAGGCGCUAUUGGUGCAGAUGGAGGCGUUACAUGAUUUUUCAACGAAAAUGCUCAUAUUGUCAAAUUUUAGCAAAGAAAUCAUCGAGCAGAUUCCAUUGGAAAAGAUAGAACCAGGAGAACAAAGAACUUAUCAUGAUACAAAAACACAUUCUCAUGGACUUGCAGUUCCAUCGAUAGGCAACAAUAACGAUGACGAUGAAAUUGAAGGAUCUAUCCAAGAUUUUAAAGAUAUCUCAGAGCAAAGUUCUCCGAUUUUAGAAGGUGAUUCAUCAAACGAAGCAGAUCAAAGUGAUCUUGAUCAAACCGAUGUUACAGACGUAGAAGGGGAAAAAAGACUGGAAUUUACUGCAUUUUCUCCUAAACACCCGAAUGUACCAGCAGAAACUGAUCGAAACUUAUCAGCGAUACAACAAAUUCAUUAUAAUGCACCGCAAAUAGAAUCGGUGUCUUCAGUGAAUUUAGUCCCUCAAACUGCCGAAAUUAGAGAUGUACUAUCAUCUGAAUCAAUAACGACUCCACGAUUGGAUACUACUAUUGAAAACAUAAUAAAUUCACCUGAUAAUAACGCCAAUGAAACAAAUGCAAUGUCAAAAACUACCGUAAACGUUGCUAUUAUACCUCCAGAUUCUACACCGACUGAUAAUAAUACGAUACAACAGACAUCUUCUUCAUCCAAUUCUAUAACAUUAACAAAUCAAUUGGAAGAUGAAAAUCACCGUGAUAGAAUCGCUCCGCCACAAAAAAUCACCAACAAUGAAAUGAAACAUGUACAAUUGAAUGAUAUAGAAAAUGAAUUACCAUAA
Molecule: messenger RNA, 1332 nt
Organism: Ambispora gerdemannii
Lineage: Eukaryota; Fungi; Glomeromycota; Glomeromycetes; Archaeosporales; Ambisporaceae
Source: the annotation of a GenBank genome assembly